UAGCUCACUCACUUCCAAUCAAUGAAAAUCACGCCCAGCUCAUUACAGACCAUCACCGACCUUCGGGACGAAUAUAGAGGUGUUUGCUCAGAUGAAAUUAGGACGCGGCCGAAAACUUUGAGGAAGCAGAAGACCAUAUUGAGGGACAACGAGACGGUCUACCACGACAAGGUGCCCGUCUCCACGCGUUUCUACCUGCAGCUGCUGAAGAGGAGCCAGUUCCUCCAAACCUUCGUGGACCACGACACCUACGACUACGCGUCCGAGAGCGAGACACCGCUCCUCUCCCCCGAACCGAAGAAAAGGCCGAGGAAACAGGUGUACGACGACAGAACCGGCUACAACUUGCGAUCUAAACGGGCUCGAAAAACCUUAGUCAAAACCAGGGGACGGAAGAAGAGGAGCGACCAAACACAAGCUCAAACUGAAGAAAAGCAACCUCUGGCGCCUAUUAUAGAGGAGAUCAAAAGGCGGGAGCCCCUGAGGGCGACGCAGAAGGGAUCAGAGAUCGACAAGAUAGCGGAGAAACUCAGGAGCCUGGUGGGGAGCAACCUGGUCGGCCUGGACGAGGAGCUGCUGAUCUGCAGGGAGUCCUUCAACGAGGAGAGUAUUGAGGACGCUGAGAAUGUUCCUGUGAAGGAGAAGGCGGAGUGCGUGCGGCGUGCGCGCGCGACGCACGUGUGCCCGUACUGCGGCAAGCGGUUCGACCGGCCGUGGGUGCUGAAGGGCCACCUGCGCCUGCACACCGGCGAGCGCCCCUUCCCCUGCCCCCACCCCCUCUGCGGACGGUGCUUCGCCGACAGGUCGAACCUGCGCGCCCACCAGCGCACGCGCGGCCACCACUCGUGGGAGUGGCGCUGCGGGGAGUGCGGCAAGGCCUUCAGCCAGCACCGUUACCUCGAGCGGCAUAAGGCUGACGCCUGCAGGAAGUACAAGUGA
Aricia agestis (brown argus) is the source of this 939-nucleotide messenger RNA. RefSeq names its product zinc finger protein SNAI2-like. The record is from RefSeq and is a predicted model, not a curated record. The transcript has 4 exons. Lineage: Eukaryota; Metazoa; Arthropoda; Insecta; Lepidoptera; Lycaenidae. Bases 22 to 939 code for a protein of 305 amino acids.